Molecule: messenger RNA, 4554 nt
Organism: Lytechinus pictus (painted urchin)
Lineage: Eukaryota; Metazoa; Echinodermata; Echinoidea; Temnopleuroida; Toxopneustidae
Product: cytochrome P450 2J6-like
Exons: 7
Coding region: 1178-2746 (522 amino acids)
Biological process (GO): xenobiotic metabolic process
Cellular component (GO): cytoplasm; intracellular membrane-bounded organelle
Molecular function (GO): heme binding; steroid hydroxylase activity; oxidoreductase activity, acting on paired donors, with incorporation or reduction of molecular oxygen, reduced flavin or flavoprotein as one donor, and incorporation of one atom of oxygen
Source: RefSeq, a predicted model, not a curated record
GCACAAAGAGCAAGGAGAUCAAUAAACGAGUUUCUGAAGAUUUUUAAAAGCCUCGACAGAGGUGCAUUUUUAUGUCUUCAGGAAGGCUAUUCCACUAGUGGGGCACACAUAAUCAAAUGAUCUCUCCCCCAAGUUUUGGAAACUUUUGGAAUAACAAGAUAGUCCGAAGUGGACAAGCGCAAAGACGGGGCAAAGACGUCCUACUUGGGUCUGUAGUAAUUGAUAUAAAAGAAAGACUGUAUCGUGGUGCUGAUCCGUGAAUGUUAUGAAAACCAAGCAACAAAAUCUUAAAGAUAAUCAGAAUUUUGAUCGGGAGCCAAUGCAGUGAAUUCCAUAAUUAUGAGAGCGUUUAUUUGACAAUGUGACGAUGCGAGCAGCGACAUUCUGGAGCUUCUGAAGCUUAUAUAACCGAGCCAGGGGUAGAUUGCCCAUGGGGUAACUAUACUGAUUUUCUUCACGAACUGGCUUGCGUCAUUAUUUUUUUUUAUCAUAACUUGAGCAGAAAAUCAAACAACUUUAAGUUUUACGCCCCAUAAGAUAAGUAUCAGGGAAUUCACAUUUAAUAAAUGAAUUCAUCCUGAUUCAAUUGAGAAAUCAAUCCCACACUUCUAUGAAAAAUGAGUCUUUGAGAGAGAACUCAAGACUUUUCGGGAUUAUACAAGUAAAGUGAGGUGAGGUCAUCAACUUGCCUAUCUAGCCCAUGAGCUUCGAUUCAAUUUAAAAAUAAUCUGAGUGGAGUGAAAUUUGUGUAGGUUUUGAUUAUUUUUGGGAUGCCCUUUAAGCCCCUUUCACAAUUAGUGGUGCGACUGCUUACAACCGUUGCGAUUCUGUGCAACAUAUAUUGUGACAAAAUGAUCGCAAACGAUCGCAAGAGCAAUUGUGAAAGCUCAUUUAGGCCUACAGUAUAGGCCGACUUGUUUGAUUUUCUCUAUAUUUCAAAUAAUUCAAAUUUUAUUGUUCAAGUGGACUUGUCUUGACCGGGGUUGGUCCCUGUGUCAGUGAAGAAAAGGCCUACACGCAUCACGCAUCCACAUCCACCUCUGACACCUAUCAUUUAUUUUGAUACAACCCAGGCUCUAACGAGUGCCAAGCGACAUUUCACGAUGUCUAGUCUUACGUAACAAUUCUAAAAAUUGAUCACGUGAAUAGAGGUAAACAAUUAACGUACUCAGCUGACAUGACGUCAUUCAGACGUAAAACUUCUUUUAUUGAACACAGACAAACAAAAGGUUUCUCGUCACUGAAAAUGGCGACGAUUGAGUUUAUCACGGAGAAUAUUGGCACAUUGCUUGUCUUCGUAAUCACCUUCAUCAUACUCUUUACUUUCUUGAAGAGCAAGGUUGCCUUCAACAUUCCCAAAGGACCAACGGCACUUCCCAUCUUGGGCAAUAUACUUUCGCUGAAACAGCACGAUGAACUUUUGAAAUUGAUUUUGGAUUGGUGCAAAGAAUAUGGUUCUAUUUAUUCACUUUAUUUCGGUAGAAGGCUGUUUGUGGUGGUGAACGGUUUGGACGCGAUUAAAGAAAUAACGUCUAAGACAGGAUUGGACUUCGCCGACCGAAAUGAUUCUGUUGCCAUUCGCGACUUAAACCCAAAUCGAAGAGGUCUUUUCGACACGAGGGCUGAUGAAGAAUGGAAACGCCAAAGAAAAUUUGCACACACCACCUUAAAAGGGAUGGGUUUUGGCAAAGUAUCUCUGGAACCCCUUAUUCAAACAGAAGCCAGACAUGCUAUGGACUAUUUCAAGUCCAAAUUCGGAUCCAAGCUGGACCCAAGUAUCGCAUUCGGUGUUACCUCAUCCAACGUCAUCAACAAACUUGUGUUCAAUCACCGGAAUGACCACGGAUCCGAGAGCGGGGACGAACUGAUAAGGGAUGUACGAGACCUGAUGGUGAAUGACGAAGGUGCCUUGCUUACUCUCUUUCCUUCCCUCUGGCCCGUACUCAAGUACGCAUCGAAGUGGAGGAGACUCGACAAUGCAUGGAGAAAAAUAAAGGCAUUUUUCGAUCAGCAGAUCAAAAUACGGGAGAAACGAAUGGAUGAAUGUAAAGGUGAACUGGUGGCCAGCGAUUUUCUGGACGCUUACCUCAUCCAACGUCGUUCGGAGCCAAAUAAUUAUUCACUGGAAUCACUGGACCUGGUGCUGAUUGAUCUGUUUUUGGCGGGAACUGACACUGUAUCAACCACCAUGACAUGGGCAGUGGUCUACCUUGCUAAUAAUCCAGAGAUCCAGCAGAAAAUCCACGACGAAAUUGUUAAUGAAAUAGGCCUCAAAGAAGUGUCCUUGUCUCAUCGAUCUGGUUUAAACUACACCCAAGCAGCCCUGAUAGAGGUCCAACGUUUGGCGACCGUAGCACCCCUGAUACCCCGCGAGGCAGCCAGGGAUGCUGAUCUUUGCGGUCACAGGCUUCCCAAAGGAACUGCACUACUCAUCAACCUCUGGUCUCUACAUCAUGACCCUGACGUGUGGAAGGAUCCAAGUCAGUUUAAUCCCGACAGGUUCCUCAAUAAUGACGGUACACUUGUCAAGCAACCAGACAAUUUUCUGCCAUUCUCUGCCGGAAAACGCAUGUGUAUGGGAGACCAAUUAGCCAAGAUGGAAUUGUUUAUUUUCUUCACUUCGAUGGUUCAGCAGAUCAAGUUCACCAUACCUUCCGGUGAUGGUCCGCUUCCAAUGGAUGGUCUCUUGGACCUGGCACGCAAGCCCAAACCAUUCCAGGUCCAAGUCUCGGCAUGGUCUAACUAGUUAACGAUUCCCCGGGGAUUGUCCGCUUCCAAUCAAAAUUAGAACCCGGCAGGCAAGCCCAACGCAUUCUUGGUCGGAUUUCGAGAACUUACCAAAGAUCUAGAACUAUGUGUAAAUUCCAAAGGUGUCUAAAAUUCUUGCAGUAGGCAGUAAAAGGCAUUUCAAUCUAGAGAUUUCUAAUGCGUCAGUGAAAUUAUCAAAGGCGCUUGAAUUGCAUUCUUUAAAACAUUUGUUACUUUUUAAGUGCACCAUUCUCAUUUAAAUCACAUUGAUGUCUGUGAAUAUUCCUUCUCAAGUUGAAGGCGAGGACAAACUGGCUUGGGCGUAUAAUCAUCAUAAUCAGUGGUAGUUAACAUGGUUAGGACUAGGCGUAUCACCUUCCACGGUCGAAGGCGAUAUUAUUGUGCAGCCUUUAGAUUAAUACCUCUUCGAUCUGCGAAUUAUUUUCUCAUAAAUUUCCAAUGGAUCCUAUACGACUCGAAGUUUCCAAGUUAUAUGUAACGAAUGGUUGCGAAAAAUUAUGGUUGACAGAGUGACUGUUUUGGUUCCAUGACAUUUAUCUUCUUCGGCGACAAUUGCUCGAUGGAAAAUCUGCAGGUUAAGACAAACAUAAAAACUAACUUCCAAAACUAAAUAAAUCCUAUAAUCCUUAUCUUUAAAUUAUUCUGAGCAAAAAACUCUAUUACAAUCCUUACUCUUACCCGAAGCCCUCUGAGAUAUCAAGACCGGAGCAAUUGUCGCUUCUGGAGCAAAUGUCGUGCCAUCGUAUGUAAUUCCAUAAAGAGACGCAUGUAUCUUUUUCUGCAAUUUGUUACACUUUUUCCCCAAAAUGUUUUAAUAUGAAAACUUGUACAUGAACUUUGAUACUUGAAUGUAUAUAUUUAUGAAAUACACUCUCCCUCCUACCACGAACAAUAAUUGUCCACGCAUGAUAUCUGAUACGUGUGAUAAUAAUCGUUUUUUUGUAGAACUGCUGGCAUAAUACAAAUUUACUAAUAAACUAUUUGCAGUGACUGUAUCAUAGACCAAUUAUGUGGUAUCAGAUAAUAUAUUAUUUUUGUAAAAUGACUGAUUAUAAAGAUUGUAAUCGUUCAAGUACAUGUGAUUAAGAUACUGUUUUAUUAUAUUGAUGAGUCAUCGCAAAUGCAAAAUAAAAUGAAAGAAAUGUAGAAAGAUAGCUUCAUGUCGUAAUAAAAUUGAUACCCAAAACAUUUAUGAAUAAAAAAAUUAGGAGUUUUGACGUGCAUACGGACGAACAUGGGGAUCGAGACAGAGAGAUGAAAAAACAUAUGAAUGAAGAUACUUAGAGACAGAAAGACAUAGGAGAGGGGGUGGAUACAGGAAAAACGUUAUGGUACUCUAACAUAUUUACAUCGACAUGGGAACGGCAAAUCCUCAGGAGCGGUGGAGUGAUAUUGAACGGGGAGGGGGGCAAAGGAAAGGGCACUUUCUCUUUUGUUAUAGCAUAUAUUUACCCCACUCUAAAUGACAGGACACAUAAGCGUUCAAAUUUGAUGAGAACUGUAGCAUGUUGAUGUCCGAUCAGGGUCGGAUUUUUGUUGGGAGGAGGAGGGGGUGAGCCUCCAAAGGGAUAGGCCUUCAUGUACUUUUAUGUCAAAGAACGAAUAAGGCGCAAACAGAUGAACUGCCUGAAGUAGCUGUGUAUUAUGUGGUAAUCUAAGUUGAGCAAAACAUUUAGAAGGGAAUUUAUGAUUAUUAAAAUAAUGUACACAUGUUAGCUGUAUAUUCCGCGAGCGAGUGAAACAAGCGAGCGGCUUUGAAAAUAAAAUUUGAAGACAUAAAACUUA